AUGAACAUCCAAUUGGAGACAGCUUCGUACCGUAACAGCCUGGAGAGCGGACAAACUGACCGAGUGAUCCUCGUGCAAUCGCGUACCAAACGGUCAUCUUACCCACGGCAAUCUUUUGAACGCCGCUAUCAGUUGCAGGAUUUUUGGGCAGCACUAUCUGGCAACAGCCGAGCAACAGCAGUUCGAACACGAACAACAAACUUGAGGAGCGCCAAGUGGCCUCGACUCGGCGCAUUGCUUGCAAUUCACCGUAUUUGAGCCCAAUCGCGAACGAGUCGCCCACCACACUCGCCAUGUCCAGUACAGAUUUACCAACGGCGCAGAUGGCGCAAGCGCUUGUUGAUUUCACAAUCCAGGGCUCGUUCCCGGAAGAGAAUGUUUCGUCACUCCCACUCGACGCCGAAUCCCUACCGACAGCAAUCAAGGCACUCGCGGACGCCAAGGCGAAGCUUCAUGCCGAGAUACACGCGAUCAACGAGGAGACGGCCGACGACGUGCGAACAUGGCAAGCGAAUGCGCAGUCAGUCCAGGACGACAUUCUCCGCUCCAAAGCACUUGCGGCUGAGAUUGUAAAGGCGUCCGAGGCUCCUGCCGUGCCAGGGCGCACAAUAGGAGAGAUCGAAGCCAAGGCCGACUUUCUCAUCCGCGAGCUGAACUACAACGCCCAAGUCCAGGAGGCGCUCAAGGGUAUUAGGAAAGUGAACCGUACACUGGACGAAGUUGAGCAGGCCCGCGAUGAACGCCGCAUCUUAGAUGCCCUCCAUCUGCUUGAAAAAUCAUGGAAGCAAAUCGAUGCCAUUGGAGUGAACCGAUCCUGUCGUGCUAUCAAGCUACUCGACAUAAGGGCAUUCGAGCUCAAGUCGGAUGUGCAUGAUGUCUUUGACCAUGUGUGGAAUUCGCUCAUCAAAAUCGACAUUGAUAACCAGAGGUUAUCCAUAAGUAGCGAUCAGAAAGACGAGCCUAUGAGCCUCAGGGAUGCAGUGGUGGGCUUGAAGGCAUUCAAAGAGGUCGACCAGCGGACAACCCAACUCUGGCAAGACAUCAACCAAGCCAUCAUUCUCCCCAGGAUUGACAUCACCAAGGAGAUUAUACCAGGGAUUCACAUUGAAGAUAGCACUCUAGAACUUCGGGGUUCGGCAGACAAGUCAGUCCACGUUCUAUUUAGAGAUCUCGAGCAGACCUUUGCUUUCUUGGUUCAACGGCUGCCUCCGGAUCUCGUCGAAACCAUUUCCACCACCCUUCUACCCCAGACGAUACAUAUUGUCACAAGUGUCUGGCUUGAUUCAGCCGUCCCAUCGUCACUUCAAGAUAUGGACGAGUUUCAAGAUGUCGUCAAGGCUGCCAGAUACUUCUGCGCCAGGUUAAAGGACCUUGGCUUCACUAAUCUUGGCAGUUUCCAAGAAUGGACGGUGAACGCUCCGAAAAUCUGGCUUUCGAAAUGUAGGGAAGCAGCGCUGGAUUCCGUACGGACCAAGCUCUCACAAGGCCUUGGCGCACCAAAGCGGGUAGAGAAGGUCGAAAAGCAGAUGGUCUCAAAGUCGGAGGGCAAACAGCUGGUUGCCACCGGUGCCAUGACUUCUGCCGACGAUGGUGGCUGGGACGCGUGGGAUGAUGGGGAGCAGACGGGCCCUGAAGAGGCAACGAAUGGUGCCGCAGAACAAGCAUCACAGGACGACGAUGACGGCACCGAUGCGUGGGGCUGGGGUGAGGAGGAAGCCACUGCGGAGGAGCACAAGGACGAGCCGAAGGAGCAGCCUCAAAAGAGCAAACCUGAGGAUGAAGAUGACCCAACGGAAGCAUGGGGCUGGGGUGAAGACGGCAACACUGGUGAAAUUGAAGCCCCUGGAAGGCACCACACGGCGACACGAUCCGAGCCAGAAACUAGGGAGCUGGUUCUGAAAGAGUCAUACAGCAUAUCUACUUUGCCGGAGCCAAUUCUGGAAUUGAUCUUCGCCGUCGUCGAGGAUGGCGCGGCGUUAACUCGGGACGCCUACGCGAACAGCCCAGUCGCAGCCCAGGCAGCGGGAUUGUUCAGUCUUCCCACGCUUGCCUUGGCCAUGUUUAGGGCCGUUUCACCCCAUUACUACUCUCCCGGAAUCGGCGGCAACAUGUACCUCUACAACGACUCUUGCUACCUCGCCGAGCGGCUAGCAGACUUCUCCGCUGCUUGGAAAACCCGCGACGACAUCAGUACGCGAGCCCAAGCCAUGCUCCGCCUUGACAACGACAUCAAAUGCCUCCAAAGCUUCGCCAACCGCGCCUACACCAACGAGCUAGCCAUCCAAAAGACCGUCCUGCGUGACCUCCUCGGUGGUUCACAAAACCUCAUACACCAGUCUGACACGACGUCAUCCGUCUCGGCGGCCACAUCUCACGUGCGCUCGCUCGCCACCGCCUGGGAGAGUAUCCUUGCCCGCUCUGUCUGGCAACAGGCCGUCGGUUCCCUCGUCGACGCCGUUGCGGCCAAGAUGAUCAGCGACGUCAUGGACCUGCCGUCCAUUGGCCAGGACGAGGCGUACCACAUUGCCGAACUGAUCGCGUCGGUCGAAGAGCAGCUGGACGAGUUGUUCCUACCGAGCAGGUUGUUUCCGCAGCAGCAGCAGCAGCAGCGGGAAGGAAGUGAAGAGGGCGAGGUCCCCCUGACGGCGCAGUUCGCGGGGAACUGGUUACGGUUGAAGUACCUUAGUGAGGUCCUGCAGAGUAACUUGAGGGAUGUGAGGUUCUUGUGGCUCGAGGGGGAGCUGAGUCUGUACUUUACGGCCGAGGAGGUGGUGGAUCUGGUCAGGGCUAGCUUUGAGGAUAAUGUCAGGACUAGGGAGGUGAUUAGGGAGAUUAGGGCGUAUCCGGUGCCCCGCGGGGAGGAAGGGACAUGAGCUGGUAGGGCUGGGCGAUCGGGGGUUGAGUAGCGUUGGGGAAGUUAGAGGGUUUCACAGUCGAUUUCGUCGCUACCACAUUGUCUUCUGGCAAAUUGUGGUGUUGUUGUUGUGAUUGUGUCCAUGAGCAUCAAGCUCGCUCACGUUCCAGUGCUGGUCGGUUAUUUACCUGGGGUAUCUGCCACCGAGUCAGCUGAUGCGUAUAGAGUCCAAGUACGUGUUCUCUAAAAGUCAUGCUUGGAGUCGCGCCG
Molecule: messenger RNA, 3124 nt
Organism: Parathielavia appendiculata
Lineage: Eukaryota; Fungi; Ascomycota; Sordariomycetes; Sordariales; Chaetomiaceae
Exons: 7
Coding region: 294-2873 (859 amino acids)
Biological process (GO): endoplasmic reticulum to Golgi vesicle-mediated transport; mitotic spindle assembly checkpoint signaling
Cellular component (GO): RZZ complex
Source: RefSeq, a predicted model, not a curated record